CUGGCUCCUCAGGUGCUGGCAUGGGAGAAGGCGUUGGCAUCCGGCGUGCAGUUGUCGCCGUUACUUCGCUGAACAGAGACGACAUUGUGACCGUGCUCGAAAAGAGUCUCAAACAGUUCGGGGACCAGCUCUACAUCAAACACUCUCCCGUGCUGCAGCAGGAAGGUUAGUGCUGAGUCCCCGGUUCUCAGGGGCAGCAACUGACUUGGCGUGCAGCCCAUGCCCAGGUCCUCCUCUUAAGCGCUGGGUACGUGUCCAGGAUAUCACCGGUGAAAUUAGCCAUGCUCUUGCGCUCAAGUGUUUGGCUCAACGCAAUCUCGAACCGACUGGGAGCACCCAACCAGCGUGCCCGUUUGCUUGGGAUGAUCGUGGGGGAGGCCCUCUCCGGCCUGGUCGACCAGGGAGAUAAGCGACUAAACUUCCAGAUGGAGGAGACGGACCAGGACGAAGGCCGAUGGUACAAAGAGCUCACCGCAGUUUCGGACGAGAUAGGGUCUCUGGAUCCCUUAGUGACCGCCCGUCCUGAAGUACCUAUGAGGAAGCGUGAGGCGGCGCGGAAGCCAGUGAACAGGCCACCACCCCAGCCUCCACAAAGUGGUCUUAUUAUCGAGGAGCUCAGCGACGAGGAGCCACCAGAAGAGGACGACAUUGUUCCUUAUGCGAAACCGGACUCGGAUCCGGAAGACUCCGAGGAGGACGCAACCUUGGUCAGGCGCGAUAAGCCAAAAGCGCCCGUCUACAUCCGGGAUCUGAUCAAGUACCUUCGGGACACAGACAACUACGACCACCAGAAGCUCGCAUUGUCGACGGCACCGACGCUCAUUCGCCGGAAAGCGGACUACGGCACGGAAGUGUCGGAACACGCCGAGGAGCUUGCGUCGCUGCUUGUCGGCCUCAGCGACAGGUUCGAAAUGGACAACUUUGACGACUUGAGAGCCCAAGGAAUGAUGGCUCUCAUUGUUGCCAAACCAGAGAAGAUGGGCCCGUGGUUCGCCAAGACGUUCUUCGACGGCGACUACUCCAUUUCUCAGAGGGCUUCAAUCCUCGUCGUCCUUGGCUUGAGCGCCCGCGAGUUAGCAGGCCUCGAAACAUCGGAAUAUGCGGCCGCGGCAGCAUUUCCGUCCAAGACGCUCCCACAGCGGGUCGAGAAACUCUACCUCGGCCACAGCUCAUCGCAUAGUCAAUCCUCCUCCGCCUCCCUUAAACCCCUCCCCGCCAACGCUCUCGAUAACAUUGCCACCUCUCUCACCUCCAACUUCCUCGCCCCCCUCGCAGCCGCCGCCGCCGACGCCGCCACCGGCCCCGACAUCCUCAAGCUCUCCACCUUCACCUCCCGCCUCGACGAGGAGACGCCCUCCAACCCCAAGAUCAAAUACAAAUCCCGCCCGAAACCCCGCGUCCGCGCGAUCCCCAACACCACCGCCCAGCUGCUGUGCACAUCCUUCUUCUUCCCACUCACCGCCCGCUUCCAAGCCGCGCUGCACGCCGCCUCGUCCGGCGGCCCCCGCGGCGGCGGCAGCAGCAGGUCGAUCCUCUUCCACCCGUACCUGCUGGCGCUCUACCUCAAGACGCUCGCGCUGGUCCUGCACGCGGCCGGGCCGGGUACGCUGGCGCUGCCGCAGAUGACGGCGGAGCUGUGGCGCCUGCUGCUGGGCACGCGCGUGCGCGCGCAGGCCGUCGGCGACCUGGCCGUCACGCGCGGCGUGCUGUUCGGCCUGCUGGCGCUGCUGGAGGUGAACGAGGACCGCAUGCGGGACGUGUGCGCCGAGCUGGGCGCCGAGGUGGUCGAGGCGCAGGAGUGGGUCGCCGGCGUGUUUGGCGGGCUGAGGGGCGGCGACGAGGGCGGGGAGGAGGAGCAGGUCAAGAUGUUGGCUGCUGGGGUGCUGGUGAGGCUGAGGGAGGCGAUUGAGAAGUGGCGGCUGGUGCUGGUCGGGGAUUUAAUUGGGUUUGGUUAAGGUGGGGGAUUGGGAGGAUGCUUCUUUGUUCCUAUUUUAGUUUCCUUGUGACACGCUGCCAGUCUCGCAAAAACAGAGAGAUCUUUUGUCACUCAUGGUGUUAAACCUCUCUGAGAGGACGGGGAUACCGAGAGCCUGGAGGUAAGCGUCUACGGAGGGGAGAUUCCGCCUCGUAAAAAAAAAAAAAAUGGCAUAACCUUCGCUAGAAAACCCGUAGAUUCUGAGUUCGGAUGUUCUCUUCAAAAUCCGACUCUUAG
Messenger RNA from Thermothielavioides terrestris NRRL 8126, 2212 nucleotides. RefSeq lists its product as uncharacterized. Gene Ontology annotation, biological process: telomere maintenance via telomerase; protein stabilization. Gene Ontology annotation, molecular function: Hsp90 protein binding; telomeric repeat DNA binding. The record is from RefSeq and is a predicted model, not a curated record. Gene Ontology annotation, cellular component: cytosol. The transcript has a single exon. Lineage: Eukaryota; Fungi; Ascomycota; Sordariomycetes; Sordariales; Chaetomiaceae. The coding region runs from base 363 to 1955 and encodes 530 amino acids.